CAGUUUGGCUCAUCCACGUGCAACCCAUCGCCCGAACACGGACCCACUUGAUCAGCCAGUUUUGCAAAGUUUAUCAUCAGCCAUCAGUCCCAAUGCAGUUUAGCGCGCAUCGGGAUCGUUCCCAUGGAUUGUCACACUGCAGAUGAGACUUCCGUUGCUUUCUUCUUCUUCUUUGACCACUUUCAUGCUUUGUUUCAUGCACAAUGUGAAUGGGUUGUAUAUUGGGUGCUAUUUGGGGAUAUAAUCAAAUUGACAGAUUUCUUUCAAGGGUGGAGAGGUUGGAUGGAUGCCUUGCGUUUUGUGGGGAAUGUGGUUUGUUUUGGGUACUUACUGGUAUAUAUUUGGGUGGGUGAUAGGUCAGAUGGGGGUUACUAUGGGGGUGAGAGUAGUACGAACUUAACACAUAGUAGUAGGAAAGAGUUUGGGCAGAUGAUGUUUCACCUACUAUGGGUUUGUUUAGGUGGCUUUAGGUUUAUGUCUUACAAGUAGGCCGUGUUUCUAGAAUAUGGUGGGCGUUUUAGUUGAUGUUGUUCUUAACGACGGGGCAGAGAUUGCAUAACUCUAUUUUCGGGUUCUUGGACAACUGCCAUUGUAUGAACGAUGAUUUCCGAAUAUAUUGAAAGAAC
Molecule: messenger RNA, 626 nt
Organism: Aspergillus vadensis CBS 113365
Lineage: Eukaryota; Fungi; Ascomycota; Eurotiomycetes; Eurotiales; Aspergillaceae
Exons: 1
Coding region: 124-489 (121 amino acids)
Source: RefSeq, a predicted model, not a curated record